Molecule: messenger RNA, 762 nt
Organism: Aspergillus clavatus NRRL 1
Lineage: Eukaryota; Fungi; Ascomycota; Eurotiomycetes; Eurotiales; Aspergillaceae
Product: aminoacyl-tRNA hydrolase
Exons: 1
Coding region: 1-762 (253 amino acids)
Molecular function (GO): peptidyl-tRNA hydrolase activity
Source: RefSeq, a predicted model, not a curated record
AUGGCAGCUGAACUCAAAAUCCCGCGCCGAUUCCUAUUCAUCGCCUCGAUCGGGAACCCCCGUCCAUACCGCCAAACACGACACAGCGCGGGACAUAUCCUCCUCGAUGCACUUGUCCCUCUGCUCCCCACUAGGAUGCCUCUGGUAUCUGCCAGACAGCCAUCGGCGGGUCCCAUCUUCUACAAAACAUGGUAUAGCCCAUCCUACAUGAACGAGUCUGGGACGAAGCUGGUCCGACAGCUGAAGAACUGGAUGUCUGCCACACAAACCGACGUGCUGAGAGGAGCAGUACAGCCCGGGGAUGUUGCGCUGCCGAGAAACCUGGCAGUGCCAUCGCCAGAGAAAGCAGAAUGGCAAGUACGGGGCGUUGAUCCGUCCUCACUAAAGACUUUCCAACCUACCUUGGUAAUCUUACACGAUGAACUCGAGGCGCCAUUAGGGAAGGUGAAGGUGAAAAGGGGUGGGCCCGAGAAGGCCAGUCUACGUGGUCAUCGCGGCUUGAUCAGCGCCAUGGAAAGUCUCCGUGGAAAGGGCCUUUAUCCACCACGGACGGGCCAGGCAGCGCAGGGAGUUGACGGCGGUUUGUCCGUCCUCCGUGUGGGAGUUGGCAUUGGUCGCCCGUCGACGCGAACCCGGAAUGAUGUUGCAGACUAUGUCCUCACCGAAAUGAAUGCCGCUGAAUUGGCCGCUGUCCGUGCAGCCGCAGUGCCUGUCUUGGAUAUACUGGCAGACGAACUCUAUCGAGCCAAAGACGACAACUGA